GGAAACGCAGUGCAGACCUGCAGACCAAGUGUUGGGGUUUCGCAGGAAACGGCUUGGUCCACAGCCUCGUUUCUCGAUCAUGUAGUUACGGGCAUGAUAAAGCAGUAAAAUAGUAACCGUUUCGUUGGUGAAGCAAAGCAGGAUGCUCCGGCAGGCGGGAGGGGCCGGUCCCCAGCGGUUCAGUCGGUUCGCUGUGCAAGCGGCGCAGAGCUACUUCGUGUCAAGGCCUGACUUUAUCAAACUACUUAUGAUGGUUGUCACCGGCCUUCUAGGGUUAAAUAUGAUGGCUACGGCCUGGUGUGAGGGCGACCUGGAAGAGAACACGCUACCGGAGUGGCAUCCCGUUGUGCAGAACUUUCCCUGCAACGGGACCGCGGCCGCCAAGGCCGGGUUCCUGCUGCGGAACGGCGUGUCAGCCUACCCCAUCUUCUUCCUCCUCAAGGAGAGAGACCGCUGGGCCACUCUGCAGCACACGUUUCUCAUCGCCAGGCUGCUCUUUGCGGCCGUGGCGCCAAUCCACGCUUUCUCCGACUACGUGCACAAGUUGCUGAACGCGGUGCAGCGGCUCAUGUGCACGAUGUUCCACCUGGUGCUUUCCUUCCGAGCCCCUGAGGUGGUGCCGUCGCGCUCUGCGCUCUGGUACUUGCGAAUGGCGCCGGUCAUCGACGUCACGUCCACAGGUCUUUUCAAGUUGGGGUUCUGGGGUGAAGCCGUGUACGGCGCAGUGGCUUGCGUCAGCGUGUCAUGGCUGAGCCUGCGCUACGCCGCGCUACACCCCCACCUGGCGGCCCAGGAGGGCAUGCGGCGUCCAGCCGUCCUGGCGCAGCAGAUGGCGUCCACCGUGGUGCUGCUGUUUAUCGAGUCGUGGCGGUUGCGCUAUGAGCGGCAGCGGCGUCGGCUUCUUGAUCAGGGCUCGUCCGCACCGGCAGCGACUGCCGGCGGCGGCGCCCCCCAGGCGCACCUGUCCGUCCUCAACGGCGAGGGCGCUGGGGGCGCAGGCGGUAGCAGCACCGGUGGCGCCGGGAAAGCUACCGGCUCCACGAAAGGCGGAAGCAGCAGCGGGAAAGGCGGCGACGCGGGCGAUUGUUGUGAGGAUGCUUUGUACGGCACGGAUGAAGGAGCGUCGAGCCAGUCGGAAGCAGUGACAGACUCAGACGCCAAGGCCGGCGCGGCACAGCCGGAGGGGGCCGGCGGGCUGCUGCAGCUGCCUGCGGCCGUGCCGGCUGGCCAGCAAGAGCAGCUUGCCGGGAACGGCGGCGGCAAUGCAAUUGGCAGCCACACGGAUACCGGCAUGCCACUGACAACGCCAGCAGCGGUCGGCGCGGCGCGUUCCAGUGACGAGGGUGACGUGUGUGGUGGCGGCUGGCCCAGCAGUGACCAGCUCCUGGGUGCCGGCGGCAGCAGCCCCCUGCUCACGGAGGAGGAGCGCAGCGGCGGACUGAGCGCACAACACCCCCCAGUCAGCAGCCUAGAGGGGUCGGCGGCGGCGCUGACGGCUGCUGCUGGCGGCACCGCGGCUCCGCCCGCUCCUGCCAGCGCGGCCGGGGGUCCCGCGCUGCUGCUGCUGACUGCGCCCUUCGGCCACAGCUACGAAGCGCAUGCGGGCAGCACCGCAACGGUGGCGUCGGCUGCUGCUGCGGCUUUGCACUCUGGUGCUGCCGCCGCCGCUGCUACUGCUGCUGCUGGUGCGGAACCUGAUGCAUCUGCCCGCGUGCUGCUCUCGUCACCGUCGACCCACCAGCCCUCCGCCUGGAGUGCCGAGCCCCGCCGCUUGCAGCCAGUCGCCAGGGCCGCGGCAGCUCCCAGGCCCCCGGCAGCUGUCGGAAGGGCCUUCGGGGCCGGAAGCACUGCCGGACGCAGCCUGCAGCGCACAGCACAGCCGCACGCAGAGCUUAAUCAGGACACUGCGCGGCAGCAGGACGCGGGUCCCGUACAGCGCGCGCCGUACAUCGCCCGUACACGCCUACUCACUGUAUCCAUCAAGAUACGCGGCGUGGAUCCCUCUCAGGUGGCGGCCGGGUACCGCCAACGCAUUGAGCAGGUUUUGGCGGGGUCUCGAGUGCAGUUGGAGGGAGUCUACCUGCGGGCGGGCUGCAUUGAGCUGGUUGUGGAUGUCCGCGCCUGGAGAAACGCCAACGCCAACAUCGGCAGCAGCACGACGCAGGCGACGCUGCAGUCCUGGUCACAAAUGCCACAGCCGAGGGAGGAGGGUGCGGCGCAUGCGGGCCCUGCAUCAUCGAACCAGCCCCCGGCUUCUGCUUCUGUGGACAGCUUACUGCAGCAGCAGCCGCUCUCGGGCGUGGGCCUGGAUUCGUCCGCGGCGCAGCAGGUGGACAUUGGCGCAAUCAUCCGCGCGCUGGGGCUGCCAGAGCGCACGGGCGCGGCGACGGCGGCUGCGGAGGUGCCAGCUGAGGACUGGGACUGGGACUGGGCGGGCGCAGCUGCAGUCGGGAGUGGUGGCUCGGGGCACACGUGCGAGUGGCACGUACAGACGCAGGGCGAAGAUUGCACCGGAGCCGCCGGUGCGGGUGUCGGUGGCGAUCAACGCCCAUGCAGGAGCUCGUGGGGCGACGAGGCGACAGCAUGCCAGCCGCAGCACCAGCCGCAGGAGAGGUCUGGGGCGGCUCUGGCUGAUGACCCAGCCGUCCCGCAGGUGCUGUCAGUGAGCCCGCGAGUAAUCACUGUGAUGACAGCUGAAAGCGUGGAUGUCCGGGACAGGACCAAUAGGGCUGAUGACGUGGCCGCGGCGGCACCGGCAGCAGCGACACGACAGCAGCUGGUGCGCCUGCAGCUGCAUGUGCUGUGGGACUGCAUUGCGUGCGUUGGUGCCGACGGCACGGGUGCCGGUGCCGGGGCCGGUGGCGAUCUACCAGAGGUGCUUGUCCGGUGCAAUGACUCAGUGCUGCCUGCGACCGUGCACUAUUGCGGCAUCCUCGGCACCAGCUGCGCUGACAACCGCCUCGUGACGGAUGGCGCUGCCCCCGGUUCCGGCCUCAUGCCGGCUCCAGCCGACACGGCUGAAUGCGGGCCUGCGUGCGCUAUGGACGCCGAGGCGGAGGCGGUGGUCCCGGUGGUCGAGGACGCAGUGGGGAUGACCGGCGAUGCCGAACCCCGCAUGAUGCGAGACAGCCUCCCGGACUCCGCCUCCGACGCUGUCGCAGCCUGCAGCACGCCUGUCGGCGGCAGUAGCUUCAGCGCGGCUACACCCGCCCGUCCCCUGAGCGGUGCCUUUGACGGCAGUAGCACCGUGGGCGGCCACAGCCUGGUGCACGGCAACAUCAACAGCCGCGGCGCCAGCAGCUAUGGCGGCGCCGGCGGCUCGCCUGGGGCCACUUACGGCGGAGGCCCGGGCUCCGAAAGCGCCUGUGUUGGCUCCGUAGCGGCGCCAGCUGCCGUGGGCUCAGCCCUCGUGCCCACGUCAGCUGAUAGGCCAUUUGACCGCCGGGCGCGCUCGCAGCCACAGCCACAGACGCGCCCGUCCCAGCAGCAGCCACAGGACCUGCAGCUGCUGCCGCCAAUGCUGCACCAGCCGCCGCAGCCUCUUGCCCGCACCGCUGCGGCCCUUGCCGCCCUAGCAGCCUCGACUCCUGUGCCGCAGCCGGUGGUGCUGGAGGUGUGUGUGUCCUUCCUGGAGGCGUGCCUGCCCGACAACCCCGGGCUGCUGCUGGUGGAGGUGCGCGCACCCGGCAAAGUUGCCGGCACCUGCCUGCCGGUGCUGCUUCUAGACGACCACGCCGCCGCAGCAGAGCUGCAGGCAGCUGUGGAGGCCGCCGAGGCCGGCGGAGUCGGGCGCGGCACGGCACAGGAGUGGGAUGACGUGUUUUACGACAUGUCGUACUUCCUGCAGCACACCCAUGCGCUGGCGCUGCCGGCGGCAGCCGCCGCGGCCGGCGCUAGCGAUGGAGAUGGUGGAAGUGGCGGAGGCUGCGGCAGCGAUGGCGAAGAGCAGGAGGAGCAGCAGCAGCGGAUGCUAGUGAGGGAGCUGGGGAUGCACCUCCUGGGGUGGCUUAGAUCCACGCCCACGGGUGCCGUGACCUUGCCGUACUUGUACGACAGGAUCCAGCAGGGCGUGGCGUCGCUGGAUCAAGGAUCCGACAAUGGCGACCUCGGUGCCAUCGUUUUGGGCGCGACCGCGGCAGCUGGGCCCGUGUCGGCGCCGUUGGCCCCCUGGCGUGAGGCCGUGGGUGAUGCCGGGGGUGGUGCCGGGGGUGGCGAGACGCACACGGUCGGCUGCGACACGCCCGAGCCACCACACGUCAUGGCGGCGCCGCGCUUGGGCCACAGGAACCAGCAGCUCCCUCUGCUGCCUUUGGCCGGCGGAAUGGUGCAGGGCGCUGCUGCGGCAAUGCCGCCCCAGCACCAGCAGCACCAGGCGCAUGACGCCCGUGCACCGGUGUCUUGGGCGCCACGUGGCGCAGGGACUGGCGCAGCUGACGCCGACACGCAAGAGGUGCCUUUGUCAGGGGCGGAGCAGGUGGUAGCCGCGCCCGCUGUCGAGUGCCCAGAGCUUGGAAGCGGUGGGCUCGCAGCUGCGGAGGCGGCGGGCGGCUCUCGGCUGCGGAAGCAGCACCUUGUGCCUGACGCCGCCGUGGCGGCUGUGCACGGCGGUGUUUCAGGUGUCGGCGUUGCAGACAGCGGUGGCAGCCGGGCUGCGCGCAUGCAGGUGCUAAGGGGGUGGUGGGCGCUGCAGCCCCUGGUAUGGCAGCUGCCGAUCUGGAGCAACCCGGACGCGGACGGGUUCUGCGCCUUCGUUGCCGGCUAUCGGUUGCAGCUUUCCAAUUUCGCGACCAUCACCGUGAACAUCUCGCUGCUGGUGUUUGGCCUGCGCACCUGGAAGGAAGCGGCCAGCACCUCCGACUUCCUGAUACUCAUGGUCCCGGCGCUUCUCGCUUGCGGCCCAAGCACCCUGCUGGCCAUGCUGCGCCUGGCCCUGAGGCGGCUUGCGCCGGCCCGCGCCGCGCGGUAUUGCGACCACAUCGUCUCGGCGGAGGCUUAUGCCCGCCACGUGGGGCAGAUUACGGCCGGCUUCCUCAUUGGCUGCCUGCACUUCCCGGCCGCGGCGGGCGUGGCCGCACACGAGCUGAGCGCGGGCGCAUUCGUAGGCAACGCCGCGCUGCACAUGGCCCUGACGCUGUCGCCGCCCUGGGUCGGCCUGGUGUUUGUGCUGCUGCGCAUCCCCGUGCAAGGGCUGCUGUGGCUGAGGCUUGAUCCAACUAUGAGUACGCCCUGGGUGGCUGCACGUGCUGUGUACGUCGCCCUCCUCUCCGUCGUUGUGAACGUCGCUUGCAGCACCUACCUGGCCGCGAUCUACACCAGUCGCAUUGGGUGGCGCAAGGCGCGCAAAGCCGAGUAACUAAAUGCGCCCACCUUCUGCGUAUGAGAGGCAACAGCAUUGCCUAAGCUGCGCAACACUGGUAAUCCAGUGGCGUAUUGUAUUCCGUGUCUCUGCCCGGUCAGGCAGUACCGUACUAUUUGAUGCCUAAUGGCGCUUAUGAUCACAUUCUGACGCAUUCAUACAUGUGUUGAGAGCAGUUGGGCGGUACUCGUAACUCGUAAAGUCAGGCUUGCACGGAAGUUUAAGUAGAGGACGUUGUGUAGCUGUUAACGGUAGUAGCAGCAAGCUGUGUAGCUUGAGCAUCAGUGCAUGGAAAGGCCGUGGUGUCUGUUAUGUGGGCGGGCACCUUGUGCGGCUGCCGAGGGUGUGCAUCGUGCACGCAUGCUUAUGUGCUAGCUACGUAACCGCUUAAUCUGAAUGGUGUUUCGCAAGCUGGUCGCGCACCACCUAGCUUUGCUGCCUGUCAAUGGCAAGGCUCAGUGCUGACAUUGCUGCAGGUAGGACUGCUGUGACGCAGACGGCAGACCCCCAGUUUAGGGAGCAUGCGGCCACGUAAGCGGAAGCCAGCAGAAAUGGAAGUUGAGCAGGGGCGUGCAAGCUUCCGCCUGUAUGUACUUCACAUUUCACUCUUGGUGUCGUCUCCCUCGCAUGCUGCGUGCGUCGUGUCAGGGUGUGUUCAUUUGGCGGCUUGGCGCUCUUGCGUGAAUCACUUGCGUAAAAAGGGUCAACGUUCGUUACAUCCUUAACAUCCG
Molecule: messenger RNA, 6087 nt
Organism: Chlamydomonas reinhardtii
Lineage: Eukaryota; Viridiplantae; Chlorophyta; Chlorophyceae; Chlamydomonadales; Chlamydomonadaceae
Exons: 13
Coding region: 251-5353 (1700 amino acids)
Source: RefSeq, a predicted model, not a curated record